AGGUUUAAAUUAGGUGUUUUACGUAAUAAAUAUUAUUAUGGGGAGUGCGUGACAUUUUGGAUUUAAGUUUUAGUAGCUGUCAAUAAAAAGCGACAACCCUUGUUGUAACACGCACAUGGGAUUUUGACAGAAUUCAACAAAAAUGGAAAAUCAAGACAAUAAAGUUUACCAGAUUAAAAUAAAAGCCCAAGCCUCAUGUUCCAGUUGUCACACGUUGUUUAUUACUAACAAAUCAAAGCCGAACGUACACGUUUUACUUGUGUCCAGCAUUCCCCCAUAUUGUAACCAGCACACGUUACAUCGCUUGUUCGGAAAAUGCGGCAAAAUUCUUGAAGUUCGACUUCAAAAACACGCAAACAAACCAAUAAACGAUGAUCAAACGACUGACAACUUCCCUCCACCACCAAUACUGGGGUUUAAAGUAGCUUUCAUAACCUUUCAGUCGAACAAGGGAAUCAAUGAAUUCAUAAAGAAAACAAAAUCAACAGAACCUUGGUUGAUUUCAAAUGAAUCGACCAAACUUAUAACUGGAUUAAAAAAAUGGUGUUUGGAUUACAUUUAUGAACAACCAGAUCCUAAGAAACUUAAACUAGAAGUGGAUGAAUAUAUGACCAAGUAUGAUGCCAAAGUUAAACAGGAGCAAGAGGAAGAAAUUGAAAACGAUGGAAUUCCGGACGAUGAAGGUUGGGUUAAAGUGUCCAGUAGAGGGCGAAAUGCGGGAGUGAGUAGAACGGAAACGAAUCAAAAAAAGUCCAAGAGAAAAGAAAAGAAAAAGCGAAAACAAAACGAAAUGUUUAGUAUUUAUAAAUACCAGGUCCGGGAAUCAAAAAGACAAAAAAUCGCGGAACUUCGUGAAAAGUUUGAAGAAGACAAGUUGAGAAUACAGGCCAUGAAAGAAGCCAGAAAGUUCCGGCCGUUUUAACAAUUACUGCCUGUUAAGUUUCUUUUGUCGGCCAAGUCUCAUGGCUUUUUGGGCCGUGGCUCUGACGGUAUUUAUUUCAACUGUAAGGUUGUCUUUGCAAUUCUACAGUUUGUAAAUAUGACGCUUACAGUUGAAACAGGAGUAUAAAGACAGGAACAUGUUAUAACAUAAUAUUCCAUUUAUUACUUGGGGCCGAUACAUUUAGUACUUGGUACAGGUUUUGCCAAGAUAGUUUGUGUUUUAGAUCGCUCCGAUAUCGAACAAAUUAUGACAACACAGAUUAUGAAUAGUUAUAAUUGUUUCUUUUCUGGGAUUCUAAACCUGAGUUUUUGGAAAUAUAAGUUGAUUUACAAUCUGGAUUUAAAGUUUUCUAAACUUAAGGAACACUGAUGUAAGUUAAACUGUAAAAACAGGAGUCUGGUAGAUUAUGUUUGUUCGUAUUUUGUUUCAUCAAUAUAAAACACAUUCGUCUAAAUUUUAAUUCAUGUUCAUGUACAUUAAAAUCUCAAA
Ciona intestinalis (vase tunicate) is the source of this 1432-nucleotide messenger RNA. The record is from RefSeq and is a predicted model, not a curated record. Lineage: Eukaryota; Metazoa; Chordata; Ascidiacea; Phlebobranchia; Cionidae.